AUGGCCGCUUCAGAGGAGGUAUACGCGAAGGAGCUCUUCAAAUGUGGCAAGGGUUACCCACUAUGGCAGCCCGAGGCGACGGAAGACGACAUAGAGAUAGAGCUGGGGGACGUCGGUUACUUGGACAAGGGUGGAUUCUGCCGUCUGUUCAACGCGCUCCGUGACAAGGAAGAUCCUCUGAACAACAAGCCUCAGCAUGUCCCCGACGGAUUCGAGAGGUUCACGAUCGACAUGCAGCCCAAGCGGACACCCAAUGCUAUCGGGGCAGGUCCCCUGCUCAGCAGGACCGUCAAGAGAGUUGGAGGGAAAGCGGAAGCCGUCGUACAUGGCGCGAAGGCGGGCUUCGAGUUCGAAUGUGUGGAGAACCAAGGUGCUUGCGUCGUCGUAGGCUCGUCUGCUGCGCGCGCGGAGCUCCACCAAGCGCGCCGGAUGAAGGCGUAUAUGAAGAAGAACAUCGACAGCUGGGUGUACUACGCCACAGAGGUCCUCGGUAUGGAUAAGCGGCUCGACGAGGUUCUGUUCGUCAGAGGAUGGGUCAAGACGACGCAUUGGGCUGUAGCCGCGUUCGUCGAGCGAGCGAAGAACGCGAAAGUGAGUGUCAGCGGAGGGCUCGGCGCCAUCGCGGAAGUCGGCGUCGGCCUCGUGGUAGAAACGUCGUCGAGCUCUGUGGACCACCACACAGGUCCGGGGGCACCACGGUCCAGGUCCCGCAGGCCAGCCCCAAGCGCAAUAAGAAGGGGAAGAAUCGUGAGGUGGCUGAGGUCGGGCCCAAAGUCGAGAUGAAGCAGACCAAUGUAUCUUCUUGCAUUACUUCAAGAUGAAGAGGAGACUGGUUCUGCCGCAAAGAUUGAAGCUGCGGCGGAACCGCAAGAUGUGUCCUCUAUCAAUGAUGACGAGGAUGAUCAAUUCGAGGAAGCUCCGUUGAAGAAAACGUGCUACGAUCCAGUUGACCAUGUACUCGACUAUAUAUUACAGAACUCAGACGCAACCGAAGCUAUCGCGGCGACGGCGAUAUCCUAGAACUCUGCAAGAACAAUGAGCCGAGUG
Molecule: messenger RNA, 1047 nt
Organism: Fomitopsis serialis
Lineage: Eukaryota; Fungi; Basidiomycota; Agaricomycetes; Polyporales; Fomitopsidaceae
Exons: 5
Coding region: 1-783 (260 amino acids)
Source: RefSeq, a predicted model, not a curated record